GCGGUGGUGGGCUGAUGGCGGGCCGCGGGGCUUCCCGGCGCGGGCGGGAGCAGCUGGAGCUGGAGCGGCUGGGCGAGGUGGCGCGGGCCGGCUCGUGCCCGCCGUCGCCGCCGCUCUCCGCAUGCUCACGGCAGGCCUGGAGCCGGGACAACCCAGGCUUCGAGCCCGAGGAAGAAGGGGCGGCGGUGGCGGCGGCAGGGCCGGUGCUGGAGAUGGACGUGGAGUGGGGCGGCCCCGCGGCGGGCGCUUCGUCGUCGUUGGGCAGUGGCGCGGCGGUUCCGGGCGGCGGCGGGCGGCGACACCCGCGGCGGCUACCCACGGGGCGCGGCGGGGCUGAGGGGCCGAACCGGCACCAGGUGCCGCCCGACGGCGCCACACCGCACCGAGCGGCCUGGGCCAAGCGCCUGGCGCGGCGACUGCGAGGUCUGUGGAGGACAAGACUCAUGGAAGAAAGCAACACCAGCAGAGAGCAAUAUCUGAGAAGUGUUUUACGAGAGUUGGUUACAUACGUGGUUUUCCUUGUGGUCUUGUGUGUCCUAACUUAUGGGACAGUGAGUUCCAGUAUGUAUUAUUACACAAGGAUUAUGUCGCAGCUUUUUCUGGAAACACCUGUAUCAAAAAUGGAGAAAACUGAUUUCAAAACUUUGUCCACGAUGGAUGACUUCUGGAAGUUCACAGAAGGCCCUUUGCUGGAUGGUCUUUACUGGGAGAUGUGGUACAACAACAAAACUAUGGCAGAAAACAAAAGCUUCAUUUAUUAUGAGAACCUACUCUUAGGGGUACCUCGCAUUAGGCAGCUGAAAGUGAGAAAUGGCUCGUGCUCAAUACCUGAAGAUUUAAAGGAUGAAAUCAAAGACUGCUAUGAUGUCUAUUCUGUAGCUAAUGAGGAUACUGCUCCUUUUGGACUUCGAAAUGGAACAGCUUGGACGUACACCAAUGAGAAGGAUUUGAAUGGGAGCAGCCACUGGGGCUUGAUUGCCACCUACAGUGGGGCUGGCUAUUACCAAGACCUCUCAAGGACCAGAGAAGUGACAGCUGUGCAGAUUGCUAGCCUUAAGAAGAACCUGUGGCUGGACAGAGGGACCAGAGCAGCUUUCAUUGAUUUCUCCGUAUACAAUGCAAACAUCAACCUUUUCUGUGUUGUCAGGUUAUUAGUGGAGUUUCCAGCGACUGGAGGGCUUGUUACAUCUUGGCAGUUUCAGCCAGUGAGGCUGAUUCACUACAUCUCCACCUUUGACUUUUUCCUAGCAGCCUGUGAAAUGGCAUUUUGUCUUUUUGUUCUUUAUUAUAUGGUGGAAGAGAUCUUAGAGAUUCACAUUCAUAGGCUGCACUACUUCCGAAGUCUCUGGAAUUGCCUUGAUAUCCUUAUCAUUGUUCUCUCUGUGGUAGCUAUAGGAAUUAGUAUCUAUAGGACAUCAACUGUUGAUAUGCUCCUGAAGAAGCUACUGGAAGAUCAGAACUCGUUCCCCAAUUUUGAACCUCUGGCGUAUUGGCAAAUGCAAUUCAACAACAUUGCUGCAGCCACUGUGUUUUUUGUCUGGAUUAAGCUUUUCAAAUUUGUAAACUUCAACAGAACAAUGAGUCAGUUAUCCACUACCAUGUCUCGCUGUGUCAAAGAUGUUAUUGGCUUUGCUAUUAUGUUUUUUAUUAUUUUCUUAGCUUAUGCUCAGUUGGCCUAUCUUGUCUUUGGCACUCAAAUUGAUGACUUCAGCACUUUCCAGGACUGCAUAUUCACUCAAUUCCGCAUCAUUUUGGGAGACUUCAACUUCACAGAGGUUGAAGAAGCUAAUCGAAUUUUGGGACCAAUUUAUUUCACUACAUUUGUGUUCUUUAUGUUCUUCAUUCUUUUGAACAUGUUUUUGGCCAUUAUCAACGAUACUUACUCCGAAGUCAAAUCAGAUAUGGCACAACAGAAGGCAGAAAUGGAGCUGUCUGACCUUAUCAGAAAGGGCUACAAUAAAGCCAUGAUCAAACUGAAAUUGAAGAAAACUGCUGUUGAUGACAUUUCAGAAAGUCUGAGACAAGGUGGGGGAAAACUAAAUUUUGAUGAACUGCGGCAAGAUCUAAAAGGGAAGGGGCACACAGAUGCAGAGAUUGAAGCAAUAUUUACCAAAUAUGACCAGGAUGGGGAUCAAGAAUUGACAGAGCAUGAACAUCAGCAGAUGAGAGAUGACCUGGAGAAAGAAAGGGAGGAUCUGGACCUGGAUCGGAGCUCUCUGCCACGUCCUCUCAGCAGCCGCAGCUUCCCCCGGAGCUUGGACGACUCUGAGGAGGAUGAGGAUGAAGACAGUGGACAUAGCUCCAGGAGGAGGGGCAGCAGCUCUAGUGGGGUAUCCUAUGAAGAGUUCCAAGUACUCAUGAGGCGGGUUGACCGCAUGGAGCACUCCAUCGGCAGCAUUGUCUCCAAGAUCGAUGCAGUUAUCGUGAAGCUCGAAGCGAUGGAGAGAGCCAAACUAAAAAGGAGAGAUGUGUUGGGGAGACUGCUGGAUGGAGUGACAGAGGAUGAGAGACUGGGUCGUGACAAUGAAAUCCACAGGGAACAAAUGGAGCGACUUGUGCGAGAGGAGUUGGAGCGAUGGGAAUCGGACGAUACGGCAUCCCAAAUGAGCCACCGCCUGGGAACACCACUGGGACUGAACGGCCAGCCUCGUUCCAGGAGCUCCCGGCCAUCUUCCUCACAGUCAGAUGGUAUUGAUGGAGGAGGAGGAAAUGGGGGCAAUAACAUCCAUGUGUAGGGUUAACUAUGUAGGAGAUUCUAAAUGCUCCAGAUCAGUAUUAAACCAGUAGAUGUACUACCCCACUGUUUCCCAGCAUGAGGUGGUCAUCCUAAUCAGACCACUGAGGACCAUUUUCACUGGUGGGCAAAAGUAUAUGUUCUCUUCUUAAAGCAUUUUUCAGACCUACAUAAGCCAUGUGUCACAUUCAGGUUACCAACAUGGACUCUGUCAGCCUUGAAAAUGAAAAUGCAGGAGACAGAAUGGAAACCAGGUGUGACAAAAUCUACCUGGACAGAAUUUUUGGUUCUGUACAUAUGUCAUGGAGAAUGCUUUUACAGGGGCGGCAAGCUUCAGACAGAGUAAUGUGCUGUGGCUAAAACACUCAAAUGAAAGGCUGCAAGUUUUUUGCUUUCUAUUAGAAAACAUCAUAUUAAAGUGCUUUUAAAAGCAAUUUUAAGAGAUGGCAUAACUGACUCUUUUGAAGAGAGAACCCAGCACCUUUUUACUUUGAGUUUCUACUCCAAUUUUCUGAGUUAAUGUUAGCAUACUAACAUUUCAAUUUAAAUUUAAAAUGUUGGGAUUUUCCUGUUUUUGAGAAAUACUGUUUCUUUAAACAGAAGAAAGCACACUUAGUUUGUACAAUUGUAAAUCACAUUAUUCUGUAAUAGAAACUGUACAAAUUAUGUGGUUUUGCAUUUCAUUAGCAUUUAAAAAAUAAUAUUCCAGAACUGCCUCUUCAUACCCAACUACUGGAAUAAUUUUCAACUUUGUUACAAAGUGCCCAUUUUUUUAAUGCUAUAUUUUCGUGAUCUAAGUGUUCCGACGUUCUUAGGUAACUAUGGUCACUUUGCAGAAGAUACAUCACUUAAAAGCAUGCAAAAUUGAAAAACACUAACUCUUCCUUGGGUGUGACAGGGAAGGGUGUAGAGAAGUUGCUGACAGAUAGGAAAAUCUCAUCUCAUGUUCUAUCAUAUUCUAAUCGUGUCUCAACUAUGUAGUCUAUAUUGACAUUUGACAACUGCUUAUAAAUUUAUCAAGUCUGUUUCUACUUAUCCUUUUCUGCUGAGGUGCAAUACAUGAUUCUUUUGGAAAGGUGUUUACAGUGUAAUCACUGAUUUUUAGUAUUUCAUUUCCUCUGUUUCCUGCAUCACAGAAGCUUUGGUUUUGAAAGGAGAUGCAACACUGAAAGUCCAUUGGUUUUCUAUAGCAAGCAUUGAGGCACAGAGUUUCCAUGUGUGGAAUGCAGGUUUAGGAGGGAGGUUAUCAGCUGCACUUUUUUCCUGAAGAUAGCAAGUGUCUUGUUUCCAGAGACUUAGAGUUAUUGUAAAGGAAAAUGGAAAGCUACUCAACCAAACACAGCUUCACUAUUAGUAGGGUAUAUAGAAGAAAAAAUGCCUCUUUAACAAAGUAUAAUACAUUUGGUGCUUUUUGUUUCAAAAAAACAGCUGUUGCCAGGAGUUAGCACCUCAUUCUUGUGAUGAUACUGCUUAGGCAAAGCUUACAUCCUGCCUAUGUUCUUACAACUUCAUUGCCUGGAUGUACAGUGACUCAGAAUGCCUUCCCUCUAGCCAGGGGACUUGAUAACACUCAAUAGACUUCAUGCCUUUCCCUGUUUUUAAGUUAACAAAAAACCAUAUGCACAACUUAAUUAAUGCAAAGUGGAGCAGGAGGAAGCUUGAUAUGGAGACUGGAAUUUCUUAGUAGCUUUGGCUUGAGAACUGAAUGACAUGGGAAAACAGGUUGUGAUCCUUGUCAAGUAUUUUUUCUUUGUGUGUUAUUUUGUCCUGUACUAGAAAGAAAUUUGUGCUCUUUGACAAAAGACCCCAACAACUUCUCAAAACAGCACACAGCACAGUGGUUAGGGCAUUUGCAUGAAACAAAAGACACUUGGACUAAGAUCUGUCUUGGCCUUGAUUGAAGGUUAUUAGACCUUAGAAACCUUUCUGCAGAAAGGUUAAACAAACCAAACCAAUAAAAAAAACGUGCCAGUUGUACGGGUGUCCAGUUGGUGUGGAAGGAAAAUGGGAAAUACAAUAGGAAGCAAUUCAAAUAUACAUAGCCUUGUCUUUACAUUAAUAUCCAAAACGUACAGUAUGUUUGUAUAUGACAUGAUUUACUGAUUAAACUGAGGCAUGUUAGCUAAUUACAUGUGUGUAACAUGUAAUUGAUGUUGGGUUUCUAGGGUGAAGGGUUACCUAAAUGUUAAGGUAGUGUUUAAAUAAUCGUGUUUUAAAACCGAUGACUUUGGCCAAAUGACACAGCCUGAGUUGCCCAGAAAUUAGCUGAAGCUUUACUGAGAAUACCUUGUGCUAAGGUUUGUGCCUGUAGCCUGUAAAACGUGUGGCAUGCUGAGAUCUGCAGCAGCAGGGACUGGAGAGUGUGCAGAAGUGAUUGGUCAGCUAUUGGUGGGGCAGAGCAUUCCUGGGACAAAGGUUUAGUUUUGCUUUCCCAUCAGUAUGGCUUUAAAUAGGUUUCUUGUAAAAUUUAUCUGUCAAAGUAUAAAUUCAGUCAUGCACUUCCACUUUUAUUUGUAGUACAUGUUUGUUACGAAAAUGCAAUUUUCAUAGUGCAUUCAUAGCUGUAUUUGUUGAGGUAUAUUUCUGUAACGUGUCGUUACUUAAUAACAAGCUUCAUCUUGAAGUGCAGUAAGUUUUCAUGGGGUACCCGUGUGUGCUGACAGUGGGCCUUGCAGCAAGUGCACGGCCACUUGACAAAUGCUACAAACUUUUUAUUGUUUUUGUUUUUCAGCAUUAGGUUAUACUCUCAUUUGUCGCUUAUUACAAAAGCAAAGGAGUUUGCAUAGUACAGUGUUUGGUCUUAUUAGGGAGCUGUUAAUUAUGCAAGUCUUCUACAGUGAUCAAGAAUGUAUUGAUGUGUAAACCUGAGCACUUUACUUCCUAAUAAAUAUUUUAUAUCAUCUAUAAAGCAAA
Messenger RNA from Colius striatus (speckled mousebird), 5647 nucleotides. RefSeq names its product polycystin 2, transient receptor potential cation channel (gene PKD2). Bases 15 to 2735 code for a protein of 906 amino acids. Gene Ontology annotation, molecular function: signaling receptor binding; potassium channel activity; voltage-gated sodium channel activity. Gene Ontology annotation, biological process: detection of mechanical stimulus; release of sequestered calcium ion into cytosol; potassium ion transmembrane transport. Gene Ontology annotation, cellular component: membrane. NCBI's taxonomy places the organism in Eukaryota, Metazoa, Chordata, Aves, Coliiformes, Coliidae. The transcript is spliced from 15 exons. The record is from RefSeq and is a predicted model, not a curated record.